Messenger RNA from Adineta steineri, 420 nucleotides. NCBI's taxonomy places the organism in Eukaryota, Metazoa, Rotifera, Eurotatoria, Adinetida, Adinetidae. The record is from the annotation of a GenBank genome assembly.
AUGAGCAAGCAAAAAUCGUCAACAUUCUUUCGGAGUGCAAGUGAAAUGGUUCGACGUACACUCUGUGGUGUUAUUGAAAGUUCAAAUGAUCAAUGUAUUAUCGAUGUUGAUGAUAUUGUUAUUAUUACUCUGUGCGACAUAACACAAUGGGAUUGGACUCGCAUCGAUUUUCCACAUAUUCCAUUUCGAUAUAUUGUAUCGGAUAUUAAAUUAGAUGAUUGUACGCAUUUUCCAAUACCAUUUACACUUUAUUAUCAGGAUGUCGAAAUUGAUGAAAAUCUUUGUUAUGGUAUACGAUGUGAUGUAUUAAAUAAAUCGAAAGAUAUUAAAUAUAGUUCACAUCGAUUUAUUCCUGUAUUAACUGAACAACAUCCAAAAACCAAUGUACAUAUUAUUGUUAGUCCAAAAAAUAGUUUAUGA